AUGUCUGGUCAUGACCUUGAGAAGAACGGAUACGCCAACGGCGUACAGGUUUCGGACGGCCUCGCAGCCUCCGACAAGCCCGAGGGGGCGUCGACUACGGUGGAGGCGGUAAACGCCAGCGGGCACGUCGACAAGUUGACGCGGCAUUACGGCCUGCUCAGUAUAUGUGCGACGGCUCUAACGGUUGACUCGGCAUGGAUCGCGCUGGGAGGCUCUCUGGUUGUUGCUUCUGCAAACGGUGGUCCACCAGGAAUCAUAUACGAGUUCUUGGCAGCUUGUUUCUAUUAUUCGUUCAUUGCUGCCUCCAUCGCCGAGCUCGCAAGCUCUAUACCAUCUUCCGGAGGAGUAUAUCACUGGGCGUCCGUCACUCCCGGACCUCGGUUCGGUCGCGCUCUCGGCUUCUUCUGCGGUUCGAUGAACUUCUUCGGUUGGGUCUUCGACCUCGCAUCGAUCGUCACCAUACCCUCCAACAUCGCCGUUCAGAUGUAUGCCGUCUUCCACCCAGAUUACGUGGUGGAGUCGUGGCACGUCUACAUCGCGUUCCUCAUCAUCAACUGGGGAUGCUGCUUUUUCGUCAUAUUCUGCAAUCACCUCAUGCCGACGGUUCAGAACCUCGGGCUGUUCUUGGUCGUGGGUGGUGGCAUCAUCACGAUCAUUGUCGUCGUCGCCAUGCAGCCUCAUCAUGCUUCCUCUUCCUUUGUUUGGACUGAGUGGACAAAUACGACGGGCUGGUCAAACGGAGUUGCCUUCCUGACGGGCAUGCUCAACGGCGCAUUCACCAUUGGUACUCCGGAUGCGGUUACGCAUAUGGCUGAGGAGAUGCCUAACCCCCGGAGAGAUCUACCAAAAGCGGUCGCUGCACAGAUCAUCCUAGGAACCCUUACUGGGUUUUUCUUCGUUGUCGCCAUCAUGUAUGGUAUCACGGACUUCGACGCGGUUCUGACUAGCAACGGGUCAUUCCCGCUGGCUGAAGUGUACGCACAAGCCACGGGAAGCAAAGGCGCGACAUUCGGACUGUUACUGAUCAUACUAUUGGCUAUCCUUGUGUGUACCAUUGGCACGUUCGUCACCGUCGGGCGGAUCCUGUGGACCUUGGCCCGCGACAACGUCACUCCCUUCCCGUCUAUCCUUGGCAAUGCGUCAACGCGAUGGAGCUGCCCGAUAGAGUCUACCCUUCUCGUCGGCGACAUCCUUUUCUGGUUAGCUAUCCUCUCGACCGGGUUUGGGGCCAUUCAGCUCGGGAGCAAGACCGCGUUUACUGACCUUGUCGGGAGCUUCAUCAUCCUAACAACGACAAGCUACGGCCUAGCCAUCGUUCCCCAUCUUCUGAGCGGACGCUCCAAUGUACCCAUUGGUCCGUUCUGGAUGGGAAAAUGGGGUUACUUAGUCAACGGCUUUGCCGUCCUGUUUAUCAUCCUCACGGAUAUCUUCUACUGCUUCCCAUACGCUCUCCCGGUGGACGUCCCGACCAUGAACUACAACUCUGUUAUCCUUGCCGGCAUCGUCUUCAUCACGACGGUGUGGUGGUUCAUUCAUGGAGCACGUAAGUACCAGGGCCCUCACCUUCCCCACUUGGAUGAAGUCGGCCAUGAGGUGAAGGCGUUGAUAUGA
This is a messenger RNA of Punctularia strigosozonata HHB-11173 SS5, 1611 nucleotides long. RefSeq names its product choline transport protein. Gene Ontology annotation, cellular component: membrane. The transcript has 11 exons. Bases 1 to 1611 code for a protein of 536 amino acids. Gene Ontology annotation, molecular function: transmembrane transporter activity. Lineage: Eukaryota; Fungi; Basidiomycota; Agaricomycetes; Corticiales; Punctulariaceae. The record is from RefSeq and is a predicted model, not a curated record. Gene Ontology annotation, biological process: transmembrane transport.